UUGGCAUCGGUGCUGUUCUUAGUCACCGUUUUCCAGACGGAAGAGAAGCACUGCUCGCCUACUUUUCCAGGACGCUAUCUCUGACUGAACGGAAUUACAGCCAGCUCGACAAGGAGGCACUGGCACUUGUGGCUGGAGUGAAGAGAUUCCAUGAAUACCUCUAUGGCAGGACUUUUGACCUCAUCACUGACCACAAGCUGCUCCUGGGCCUCCUCGCCGGUGAUCGUCUAACUCCACCGGUCCUCUCGCCGCGCAUGCUGCGAUGGACUGUUUUCCUGGCUGCCUACCACGACCGGCUCGUCCAUCGCCUGGGGAAAUCGAUGGGCCAUGCCGACGCCCUCAGCCGUUGCCCUCUUCCAGCGUUUGUGGAAGACCCGGCUCCAGCUUCAUCGCUCCUCCUGAUUGAGGAUCUUCUGGCAGCGCCUGUAUCGGCUGCCACUGUGGCCUCCACAUCUGCCCAGGAUCGCACCAUCAGCCGUGUGCUCAACUGGGUGUGGAGGGGGUGGCCACAAGGGCCGUUUGCAUCGGAGUUCCAAGCAUUCGCAACCAGACAACAUGAACUCUCAGCUCAUCGUGGCUUUCUGCUUUGGGGAGACUGCGUCGUGAUUCCCCAAUGACUCCGUCAACGCGUCCUGGAGGCUCUGCACGUUGGCCACCCGGGAAUCAUCAAAAUGAAGGCGUUGGCUCGGUGUUACGUCUGGUGGCCUAACAUGGACGAUGCCAUCACUGCCUGGGUGUCCGCCUCUCAAGCAUGUCAAGAAUUGAGGCCUGCACCACUGGCAGCUAAGGGACACACCUGGGAGACGCCAAAGACACCCUGGUCGAGGGUGCACAUCGAUCUGGCCGGCCCCUUUCACGGCCGGACCUUUAUGGUAGUGGUGGACGCCUAUUCCAAAUGGCUGGAGGUGGCCCUGAUGCCCUCCACCACUACCGAGGCCGCCAUCCGAGUGCUGCAAGGCCUGUCCUUGUCUCCGACAACGGACCGCCGUUCACGUCAGGCACUUUUGAGUGGUAUCUUUUGGGACUGGGCAUCCGCCAUGCCCUAACGGCACCAUUUCAUCCAUCCAGCAACGGGCAAGCGGAGAGAA
This is a messenger RNA of Podarcis raffonei (Aeolian wall lizard), 1088 nucleotides long. RefSeq lists its product as uncharacterized. Lineage: Eukaryota; Metazoa; Chordata; Lepidosauria; Squamata; Lacertidae. Gene Ontology annotation, molecular function: nucleic acid binding. The transcript has a single exon. The coding region runs from base 672 to 1046 and encodes 124 amino acids. The record is from RefSeq and is a predicted model, not a curated record.